Molecule: messenger RNA, 927 nt
Organism: Pan troglodytes (chimpanzee)
Lineage: Eukaryota; Metazoa; Chordata; Mammalia; Primates; Hominidae
Gene: ACER1
Product: alkaline ceramidase 1
Exons: 6
Coding region: 53-847 (264 amino acids)
Biological process (GO): ceramide catabolic process; sphingosine biosynthetic process
Cellular component (GO): endoplasmic reticulum; membrane
Molecular function (GO): N-acylsphingosine amidohydrolase activity
Source: RefSeq, a predicted model, not a curated record
CUCGCCUUCUGUCUGCCGGGCGCAGCCAGCUGGUGGUGGCCACUGAGACAAGAUGCCUAGCAUCUUCGCCUAUCAGAGCUCCGAGGUGGACUGGUGUGAGAGCAACUUCCAGUACUCGGAGCUGGUGGCCGAGUUCUACAACACGUUCUCCAAUAUCCCCUUCUUCAUCUUCGGGCCACUGAUGAUGCUCCUGAUGCACCCGUAUGCCCAGAAGCGCUCCCGCUACAUUUAUGUUGUCUGGGUCCUCUUCAUGAUCAUAGGCCUGUUCUCCAUGUAUUUCCACAUGACGCUCAGCUUCCUGGGCCAGCUGCUGGACGAGAUCGCCAUCCUGUGGCUCCUGGGCAGUGGCUAUGGCAUAUGGAUGCCCCGCUGCUACUUCCCCUCCUUCCUGCGGGGGAGCAGGUCCCAGUUCAUCCGCCUGGUCUUCAUCACCACUGCGGUCAGCACCCUUCUGUCCUUCCUGAGGCCCACGGUCAACGCCUACGCCCUCAACAGCAUUGCCCUGCACAUUCUCUACAUCGUGUGCCAGGAGUACAGGAAGACCAGCAAUAAGGAGCUUCGGCACCUGAUUGAGGUCUCCGUGGUUUUAUGGGCUGUUGCUCUGACCAGCUGGAUCAGUGACCGUCUGCUUUGCAGCUUCUGGCAGAGGAUUCAUUUCUUCUAUCUGCACAGCAUCUGGCAUGUGCUUAUCAGCAUCACUUUCCCUUAUGGCAUGGUCACCAUGGCCUUGGUGGAUGCCAACUAUGAGAUGCCAGGUGAAACCCUCAAAGUCCGCUACUGGCCUCGGGACAGUUGGCCCGUGGGGCUGCCCUAUGUGGAAAUCCGGGGCGAUGACAAGGACUGCUGAGACCUGCCAGCCUCUUGACUAUCCAACCACCCAACGACUUGCCUGUGUCUUAAGAAGAGAGCCCCAGUCAGGACUUACAC